Messenger RNA from Pyrus x bretschneideri (Chinese white pear), 917 nucleotides. RefSeq names its product ubiquitin-conjugating enzyme E2 28-like. Gene Ontology annotation, molecular function: ubiquitin conjugating enzyme activity. Gene Ontology annotation, biological process: protein polyubiquitination. NCBI's taxonomy places the organism in Eukaryota, Viridiplantae, Streptophyta, Magnoliopsida, Rosales, Rosaceae. The coding region runs from base 325 to 771 and encodes 148 amino acids. The transcript has 4 exons. The record is from RefSeq and is a predicted model, not a curated record. Gene Ontology annotation, cellular component: nucleus.
AUGCACAAGUAAUCAAAUUUGCAGCCAAUUACAUGUGAUAUAAAGAUAGAAUUCUGUAAACAGAACAAUGACUAGAGAUUUGUGACAGCAAAUAAUAUCUUUGAAUUUUUUGUGCUACAUUUCACAUUGAUGCGACUCUCUUGAUUCUUUUGCUUUUCAACUUUUGCUUCUGGAACUGAUUCUGUUUCCCACUUUCAUCAGCCCGCAGUAUGAAUUCAUGAACCUCUCCAGCAGGUCCACCACCACCACCCCUCUCAUUAAAUACACCACCACCUCCUCCUAACAUAAACCAACAAGCUUCAGUUUUGAAAGUGGUUGAAUUGAAUGGCCUCAAAGAGAAUAUUGAAGGAGCUCAAGGACUUGCAAAGAGAUCCACCAACUUCAUGUAGUGCAGGUCCUGUGGCUGAGGACAUGUUUCAUUGGCAAGCAACAAUAAUUGGUCCAUAUGAUAGCCCUUAUUCUGGGGGUGUCUUCCUUGUGACUAUCCAUUUUCCACCUGAUUAUCCUUUCAAACCUCCAAAGGUUGCCUUCAGAACUAAAGUGUUCCAUCCAAAUAUAAACAGCAACGGCAGUAUCUGCUUGGACAUUCUCAAGGAGCAAUGGAGUCCAGCACUCACCAUUUCCAAGGUUUUACUGUCCAUAUGUUCAUUGCUGACCGAUCCAAACCCCGAUGACCCUCUUGUGCCUGAGAUUGCUCAUAUGUGCAAGAGUGACAAAGUCAAAUAUGAGUCAACGGCUCGGAGUUGGACCCAGAAGUAUGCCACUUGUUAAUAAAAAUCCUAAUCUUGUUUAAGUGAUUUUCCUGCUCUUCUUACUGUCAAUAAUUACUGUUUGUUUUAUGACUGUUGAGGUCCCAACUUGUAAUCUCCUUUGCUUGAAAAGAAUAUAUAUAUAUAUAUAGCUGCCAACUUCUUGUA